Aspergillus bombycis is the source of this 441-nucleotide messenger RNA. Its product is annotated as phosphopantetheinyl transferase PptB. Gene Ontology annotation, biological process: fatty acid biosynthetic process. The record is from RefSeq and is a predicted model, not a curated record. Bases 1 to 441 code for a protein of 146 amino acids. NCBI's taxonomy places the organism in Eukaryota, Fungi, Ascomycota, Eurotiomycetes, Eurotiales, Aspergillaceae. Gene Ontology annotation, molecular function: holo-[acyl-carrier-protein] synthase activity; magnesium ion binding. The transcript has a single exon.
AUGAAACCGCUGCCCUUCCCGCUGGCCCUGAAUAUCGGUACGGACAUUGUUCACCUUCCACGCAUCACGCGCCUCCUCCACCGCGGCGACUACCUGGCACGCUUCACACGACGCAUCCUCCACGAUCAUGAACAACGUGACUUCCGCACUCGCUUUGCCCUGCCUGCCGCCACGAACCUGCCGAACCCAUGCGCGAACCAGAGUACUACAGACAUGGCCCGCUGGCUCGCCGGUCGCUUCGCCGCCAAGGAAGCCGCACGCAAGGCCGCGCCAAACGGAGCGGCGAGCCUGGGAUGGAAGGACGUGAUGGUGCGGGUUAGCGAGACGGAUACGGGCAGACCGGAAGUGGUCUACUUGGACGGAGAGACGCCCCGCAUUGGGAAGCUGUCCAUCUCGCACGACGGGGAGUACGUGAUUGCUACGGUUCUGGCGGCCGGAUGA